AUGGAGUCCAGAUGCAAAAAAGGAUAUUUUCGACUAGCAGUGAUCGGUUUAUCCAAAGCUAAAGAUUGUUGGGAGAAGAAUGCUUGUGCUGUUACAUUCAUCGGAGAUGGUGGCACAAGCGAGGGAGAUUUCCACGCCGGAUUGAAUUUUGCGGCGGUAAUGGAAGCUCCGGUUGUGUUUAUAUGUCGGAACAACGGUUGGGCGAUUAGUACUCAUAUCUCAGAACAGUUUAGAAGUGAUGGAAUUGUUGUGAAAGGUCAAGCUUACGGAAUCCGAAGCAUUCGUGUGGACGGUAAUGAUGCACUCGCGGUUUAUAGUGCGGUAUGUUCAGCUCGAGAAAUGGCUGUAACAGAACAAAGACCUGUUCUCAUUGAGAUGAUGAUAUAUAGAGUAGGACAUCAUUCUACAUCAGAUGAUUCAACUAAGUACAGGGCGGCGGAUGAAAUUCAGUACUGGAAAAUGUCGAGAAACUCUGUGAAUAGAUUCAGGAAAUCGGUGGAAGAUAACGGAUGGUGGAGUGAGGAAGAUGAAUCAAAGCUAAGAUCAAACGCGAGAAAACAGCUUCUGCAAGCGAUUCAGGCUGCGGAGAAGUGGGAGAAACAACCAUUGACAGAGUUGUUUAACGAUGUAUAUGAUGUUAAACCGAAGAAUCUAGAAGAGGAAGAACUUGGUUUAAAGGAAUUAAUAGAGAAACAACCUCAAGAUUAUAUGAUGUUAAAGGAACUCAUACCAAAUUGGAUAUUGGGAAUUGGGACGCUAGCUUUAAGGUAUGACUUUCAGGAAACUCUAUUCAAUGGGUGGCAUGCGAUAGCAGAACUACAACAGUUAAAGCUAAAGAUCAAACUUAACUCACUAUUAAACGAUCAGGCGGACACUGAAUCUUUAAAAGCAGCUAGGAAUUCAGCCCUCAAUGUAAUACAGGCUAUGAUCAUCCAUUUGGUCCUUACUCUCAAAGGAAGAUUCUCUCUUCCUUUGACUGAGGAGACAGUUCGAUUCAACGAGCCGAUUCAACUAAACCAGAAUAUGGUUAAGGAUGGUGGUUACACGGCGGAGCUGUUUCCGAUUAGGAAGGAAGAGCAAGGGGAAGUUAGAAGAUGA
This is a messenger RNA of Arabidopsis thaliana (thale cress), 1098 nucleotides long. Its product is annotated as thiamine diphosphate-binding fold (THDP-binding) superfamily protein. The transcript is spliced from 8 exons. Lineage: Eukaryota; Viridiplantae; Streptophyta; Magnoliopsida; Brassicales; Brassicaceae. Gene Ontology annotation, biological process: pantothenate biosynthetic process. Bases 1 to 1098 code for a protein of 365 amino acids. Gene Ontology annotation, molecular function: 2-dehydropantoate 2-reductase activity; oxidoreductase activity, acting on the aldehyde or oxo group of donors, disulfide as acceptor. The record is from RefSeq and is marked reviewed.